Cercocebus atys (sooty mangabey) is the source of this 4426-nucleotide messenger RNA. It is a transcript of the gene ADGRG5, whose product is annotated as adhesion G protein-coupled receptor G5. Bases 1058 to 2779 code for a protein of 573 amino acids. The record is from RefSeq and is a predicted model, not a curated record. Gene Ontology annotation, molecular function: G protein-coupled receptor activity. Gene Ontology annotation, biological process: cell surface receptor signaling pathway; adenylate cyclase-activating G protein-coupled receptor signaling pathway. The transcript is spliced from 15 exons. NCBI's taxonomy places the organism in Eukaryota, Metazoa, Chordata, Mammalia, Primates, Cercopithecidae. Gene Ontology annotation, cellular component: membrane.
GAGAACGCAACCGUUAUUGGACUGACCACCGUCAGUCUGGAAGAUCAGCUGCGCUAAGGGCCAGGCGGAGAGAACAGAACGGCCAAGGUGGGAGGAGUGAGUUCUGUUCCAGGAGCGUCCCAGUGAGGCAGGAUUGGUGGAGCAAGGGCCCGCAAAAGCCUCCUCAGUGGCCUCCAGACUCCCAUUCCAAUCCCUUCACCUAGCGGCGCUGAUCUGAAACUUUGAUCUGUUCUUUAUCAUCCAGGUCCCAUCUCGAUGGCUUAUACUAUACUACUGUCCCACUUCCGCACGGGACCCACGCAGGGGCACUGGGCUGGUGCCAGGAGUCCGCUCCCUGCCUCUUCCUGCACUGGGCUAACUUCUUAUCUUUAAAAUUCUUCUGAGAUAUCACCUCCUCCUGGAAGCCCUCCUGGAGCACCUCCGGCCAGAUGGACCAACUGAGGCCCAGAGGUACAGCUACGUGUCUGUGUCCACACCGUAGACCAGCAGAAAGGCCAGGGUAGGGAGCUGGAGAUGGGAUGCUUCCUCUCCUGGGUCUUGACCACCUGAGGGGCACAGUGCCCACCUACACGAUGUGGGUCCUACACGAUGAGGGGCACAGUGCCCACCUACACAGAGCACCUACACGAUAGGGUCAGCAGGCACCAGGUGAAGUGGAUACUCAUAGCUGGGAUGGCGGCGUGAACCUUCAUGGGAGCCGACCCCGACCCCAGCCCCACCCCUGUCGGCAACACCGUGAACUUGUCACUCUUGUACAGCAGACAUCCCACUAGUCCCAGCUCCGUCACUGAUAUGCUGUGUGAUAUCUGCAAGUCUCUGCUCUCUGGGCCUCAGUUUCCCUACCUACAGGAUGGGGAGAGGCACUAAAAAGAUUCCUGAACGCUCUAACAGAAGCAACAAGACAGCAGCGGAGACAGCAGCUGAGACAGUAGCUGAGACGGCAGCGGCAGCUUCACAGAUCACCACAGCAGAUAUAAUCAUGAUGAAAAAGUUUGAAAUAUUAUGAGAAUCACCAAAAUAGGACACAGCCAUUAAGUGAACACGUACUAUUGGAAAAAUGGUGCAGAUAGACUUCCUUGAUAGACAGUCUUCAAUUUGUAAAAAAAACCCACAAGAUCUGCAAAAUACAGUAAAGUCAGGGCCAGAGCCAGUUUUUGGAGGAGACUCAGCACAGGGCAUGGAUCACUGUGGUACUCUUUUCCUGUGCCUGUGCCUUCUGACUUUGCAGAAUGCAACAGCAGAGACACGGAAAGAACUCCUGAGCUACAUGGAGAAUAUGCAAGUGUCCAGAGCCCGGAGCCCGUUUUUUUACCUUCGUCAACUUCACCAGCUGGAGCAGAUGCUACUGAACACCAGCUUCCCGGGCUACAACCUGACCUUGCAGACACCCACCAUCCAGUCUCUGGCCUUCAAGCUGAGCUGCAACUUCUCUGGCCUCUCACUGAGCAGUGCCACUCUGAAGCGGGUGCCCCAGGCCCGGAGUCAACAUGCCCGGGGUCAGUAUGCCUGGGGUCAGCAUGCCAUGCAGUUCCCCGCCGAGCUGACCCAGGACGCCUGCAAGACCCGGCCCGGGGAGCUGCGGCUCAUCUGUAUCUACUUCUCCAAUGCUCACUUUUUCAAGGAUGAAAACAACUCAUCUCUGCUUAAUAACUACGUCCUGGGGGCCCAGCUGAGUCAUGGGCAUGUGAACAACCUCAGGGAUCCGGUGAACAUCAGCUUCUGGCACAACCAAAGCCUGGAAGGCUACACCCUGAGCUGUGUCUUCUGGAAGGAGGGAGCCAGGAGACAGCCCUGGGGCGGCUGGAGCCCUGAGGGCUGUCGUACAGAGCAGCCCUCCCACUCUCAGGUGCUCUGCCGCUGCAACCACCUCACCUACUUUGCUGUUCUCAUGCAAUUCUCCCCGGCCCUGGUCCCUGCAGAGUUGCUGGCACCUCUUACAUACAUCUCCCUCGUGGGCUGCAGCAUCUCCAUCGUGGCCUCGCUGAUCACGGUCCUGUUGCACUUCCAUUCCAGGAAGAAGAGUGACUCUUUAGCACGCAUCCACAUGAACCUGCACGCCUCCGUGCUGCUCCUGAACAUCACCUUCCUGCUGAGCCCCGCAUUUGCCAUGUCUCCUGUGCCCCAGUCAGCGUGCACGGCUCUGGCUGCUGCCCUGCACUACGCGCUGCUCAGCUGCCUCACCUGGAUGGCCAUCGAGGGCUUCAACCUCUACCUCCUGCUCGGGCGCGUCUACAACAUCUACACCCGCAGAUAUGUGCUCAAGCUUGGUGUGCUAGGCUGGGGGGUCCCAGCCCUCCUGGUGCUGCUUUGCCUCUCUGUCAAGAGCUCAGUGUACGGACCCCACACAAUCCCCGUCUUCAACAGCUGGGAGAAUGGCACAGGCUUCCAGAACAUGUCCAUGUGCUGGGUUCGGAGCCCUGUGGUACACAGUGUCCUGGUCAUGGGCUACGGUGGCCUCACGUCCCUUUUCAACCUGGUGGUGCUGGCCUGGGCGCUGUGGACCCUGCGCAGGCUGCGGGUGCGGGUGGACGCACCGAAUGCCAGGGCCUGCCAUGACACUGUCACCGUGCUGGGCCUCACCGUGCUGCUGGGAACCACCUGGGCCUUGGCCUUCUUUUCUUUUGGCGUCUUCCUGCUGCCCCAGCUGUUCCUCUUCACCAUCUUAAACUCGCUCUACGGUUUCUUCCUUUUCCUGUGGUUCUGCUCCCAGCGAUGCCGCUCAGAAGCAGAGGCCAAGGCACAGGUAGAGGCCUUCAGCUCCUCCCAGACAACGCCGUAGUCUGGGCCUCCUGGCCUGGAACCCUCAGCCUCUCUGGCUGCCAGUAGCCUGAGGCCAUGGAUUCCGCUAGAGGGUGGCAGGCUUGCUACUGGACCCCGGAGGCCACUGUGACCCUCAAGGGGCCUUUUCCACUUCCACAGCCUCUCCAGGCACUGAGGGGAAGGUGUUGCUCUACCUCUCCCUGACAUUUUGCUCCAGGGCAGAUCCAACCUCACCUGGGGCAGCAAACUUUGUCCUGGCACCUGGGCCCAGCUGGCCAGGGAUGUGGGCAGAGCACCAGCCUGGGCAUCAGGGAGGCCAAGUUUCAAGACCUGGUUCUGAGUCUGUAUGACCCUGGGCCUGCCACUUCUCACCGACCCUGGGUAUCCACAGCUGUGACAUGGGAGCAAGUAGCUUUGUCCAGCUUGACCCAGGAGCUUAGUAAAGAUUGCAUAAGACCAGGGGGAAGAGUGUCACUAUGGGGUGGGAAUUCCCACAGCCUCCACCUGCUUGCUAGGGGCAGGAUCUCAUCCAAGCUGCCAUGGAAGCACCUGCUCGGCCCUGUCAUCUUCCUCCUGGGGAGGGCCAGACCGCAUCUUGGCUUGGGGCAGGUGGGACCUACCCAGGGUCUGAGACUCUACUGGCCUAUGCCUGAGGGCUCUUUUCCUUUAACUCCCUAAAUUAUGAUGACUCCAAGUCCAAGCCCACCCUUCCCAAAGACUGGGAGGUCAGCCCUUCCCAGAGGCUCCUCCUGCGUACUCCCAAGACUUCUACAGACCAUUUGGACCAGUAGCCCAUCCCACAGAGUUUUCUUGGCAGGCAGAGGAAAACACUUCUUUCUCCUCCUGCUGAAUCAGCUGGACCCCAGUGACCUGGCUAUUUGGUGAUUGGGCAGGAUUGAAUUUGCCCUGGUAGGCGUGAGAGUGUGGGUUUUAAAUCCAAAGCUCAGGCCAUAGUUGCAGAGAAUCACCCUUACCCCGGCCCUGUCAGACCCUGUGGGAGACAGCGCUCAUGAAGCCAGUGCGUUUCCGUGGACGAACACGAGGGGGCGCCGCUGGCCAACACUCAGAGGCCCUUGGUGCCAAGACUGCAUCUGGAAUAGCUCAAACACCUGUUUGCAAACCCCAUGCACCAGCUGGAGGGGCCGUAAUUGCAGGACUGUGCCUGCUGAGUGACCCGCUUCCCUCCAGGAGGAAAAGCAAGACAUGUUUACAUGGCCAUUUAUCUCUUUUCCCAAUGCGCCAUUGCGCUGUCACUUUUGGGGGCUGCACCCCAGAUAUAGCUGGCACCAGAGCAGCGCUGGGGUAGGUGCUCAGGGCCCUGCCCCGGGCCAUCGGGCAGUUUUGAUGACCUUGAAGGUCACAGGCAGAAAAUGGGAGCAGGAUUUCCUCUGGAAAAGUUCUCCUGGGACAUCUUCUGCUCUUCUGUACAUUUCUAGACGCAAGUAACUCCUUCACCAAGCAGUGAGUGUCGCAGGCUCUGGAGCCAGGCUGCUUGGGCUCCAAUGCCAGCUCUGCCACAUGCUAGCUGUGAGACUGUGGACAAGCCACUCAGCCUCUCUGUGCCUCAGUUUUCCUAUUUGUAAAAUAGAGGCAGUGGUACCUAUUUUGAGGACUAAGUAAAAUAAUUCAAAUAAAGAGACUUGGCACAGAGUAAGUGCUCAGUAAA